GCUGGCUGUAAUUUGACGUGGCAUGAAAAGUCUUCUCUAAACUCUUUGAAUGUCUGUGUAGCUGAAUUGAAGAGCUCUCCUACAGAAGCCAUGCUUCUGAAUAUGAGCAGAAAAGAUUUUCACAAUCUGCUGCGUUCAAGGCUGGAAUAUGAGUAAAUAUACAGUUAAGAGUAUUCUUUCAGAGUGGUCAGUUGUGUUAUCUUUUGUCUGAGUUUGCUGAAAACAAGUUUUGCCAUGGGGUGUGGACUUAGGAAGCUGGAGGAUUCCGAUGACAGCAGUCCUGGAAAAAUCUUCUCAACAAUAAAAAGGCCACAAGUAGAAACAAAAAACGAUUUGGCUUAUGAGUAUGUCUUACUGGACUUCUCCUUAGAAGCAUCUGCAAAUAUCAAUGCUAUAAAGAUCAAGUCAUUGCUUGAUAUUCCAAGCAAGAUAGAAGAAUACUACUUAAGAGGAUAUAUGGUUGCUGCAAUCCAUCCAAUUACUGUUUCUAGUGGUCAUAGAAGGCAGUUACCCAUUAGUUUCUUGUAUCGAGUAGUACUAUAUCGACUUAAAUUAAGUCAAAAGCAUGCAGUAUCCACAGGACAGAAACAGGCCAGUCUUGUUAUUGAGGAAUGGAUGUCACUAUACGAAGCUCUGACAAACGAAGGAAUAAAAAUUCUGCUAGAAAAAGUGAAUGACGCAUCCAGAAAAGGCAUGAGGUUUGUUGGAUUCAUAACAAAGCACUUUCAUCAGUCUACAAACACCUUGGUGGAUGUACAAAAACUGGAGCAAAACAGCAGCAAAAACUCUAAUGAGGAUGCUAACAGGCGAACAGAGGGAACAAUCAGUGGGCAUUCUUCAGAAAGUGGAAUUGAUGAAGAAAUCCAUUUAGGAAAUGAUGGCAUACAAGACUCUGUAUUCCCGGAUGAAGGGACUUUAACAAAAUUAAGGAAAUGUCAAGGAAAUACAUUAUAUGCUGUAUUUAACAUCCUGGAAAAUGAUGUAAGUGGCUGCAAAUACAUUGAAGGGAACCUCUCAAUGAAAGUGUCUCGAAAAGGCACAACAGUCAGUGCCCUUGAAGCAGACUGGCUGGAAAUGACUACUUAUUACUUCAAGCAGGGCUUUUCUUUAAUUGAUUCUUUUGUACACUGGGAAAUGCUCAGAGGGGAACAAACACCAAAAUUAUUGGAUGGAUUAUUUGUCUAUGAAGAUGAAGCUUCUCGAGUUAUCGCCUCAAAGAACAGAGGAAAUGAUGCAAUAAUAGUAGAGCAGUGGACGGUAUUCGAGGGUUCUGAAAUUAAAACAGACUAUGGUCCUUUGUUGCACACUUUGGCAGAAUUUGGAUGGCUUCUGACUUGUGUCAUACCAACACCCAUAAUAAGGCAAAACAGUGAAGGAAAUUUGACAACGAAGCAAAUAAUUUUUCUUCAAAGACCAAUUAUGCCACAUUCAUCUCAACUUUCAGUUCCAUCAUCUGAGAAAAAAAUACAGAGACACUUAGUAAAUGAGGAAAAGAUUACCACAUCUAAUCAAAGCAUCGGACUUCAAACUCCUGGAAAACGUGUAGAUACGGGACAUGUAUCAGAAGAAAUGUACUUAUCCUCUUGUAAGCAAUACUGGAAUAAAGAGAGUCAUCAAGAAUUUGGGAGUUUUCCUGGUUUCAACAGCAGUGAUAGCAUGCUCCGCGAUUUGGAUGAUUUGCAGUUUGAUCAAGAAGAAGGUGUGACACAGGUUACCUGUAUGUGAUCAAGACUUCUGGUAUCAAGUCCAUUUCUAAAUUGUUCUCUAAAAGGAAUGUUCUUGCAUUACAUAUACAUAAGGGGACUUACAAGAAAAAGAAGCUUACACUAGCAAGAUUCAUGACCACUUGGCACUGUAAUGCACUAAUGAUAUUGUGGAUGCUGGACAUGGCUAUUCGAGUGCUUAUGACAUAUUUAAUAUGGCUUGGCCAAUAAAAAAUUACAUAAUUGCAGCAUUUAAAGAACAUAAACAAAAUUACAUACUGUAUCAUUCAAAACUAAAAAUAGGUUGCCUAUCAGAGUUCCUAUUGUCUAGCUCAAUCCAUACUGUUUAGUGUUGGU
This is a messenger RNA of Bufo gargarizans (Asiatic toad), 2060 nucleotides long. RefSeq names its product raftlin family member 2 (gene RFTN2). Bases 235 to 1725 code for a protein of 496 amino acids. The record is from RefSeq and is a predicted model, not a curated record. NCBI's taxonomy places the organism in Eukaryota, Metazoa, Chordata, Amphibia, Anura, Bufonidae. The transcript is spliced from 9 exons.